Passer domesticus (house sparrow) is the source of this 4020-nucleotide messenger RNA. Its product is annotated as bifunctional heparan sulfate N-deacetylase/N-sulfotransferase 4. The transcript has 15 exons. Lineage: Eukaryota; Metazoa; Chordata; Aves; Passeriformes; Passeridae. Bases 400 to 3021 code for a protein of 873 amino acids. The record is from RefSeq and is a predicted model, not a curated record. Gene Ontology annotation, cellular component: Golgi apparatus. Gene Ontology annotation, molecular function: heparan sulfate N-sulfotransferase activity; deacetylase activity.
UGGAGCGAGAGGAGCCUUCCUGGGAUGCCGCUGGGAGCUGCUGGCAACUGAGAACUCUGCCUGGUUUACCUGGAGCCCUGUGAGGAGCUUUGAAUAGCAGGUGUCUCUUUGCUGCACGCUAGGAAGAGAAAUUCUUCUCCAGAUAAUGUUAAGAGGCCUCUUCAUUGAUUAUUGGCAGCUGCUGCGCUUUGAGAAAACCUCUUUCAAUUUGUCUUUCCGGAUCCUUUGACUUCCCGCUCCAACAGCCUUACAGCCUCCCUGAACGCUUCAUAAAUGCACUGCAAUGGUCACAUGAACACCUUGGAAGGGGAACGUCCACAGCUCCUCGUUCCCGUGGUGCUUUAGGAGGGGUACCUGGAAGAGCUGCAAGUCCAGCAGGAGCUGGAGACCCUGUGAAAGAUGAAUCUCAUCGGGAAGCUCCGCAGAAGCUUCCGAACGCUGGUCGUUCUCCUGGCCACCUUCUGCUUGGCAAGUAUUGUCAUCUCUGCCUAUUUCCUCUACACUGGCUACAAGCAGGAGAUGGCCCUCGUGGAAACCACUGGGCAAGCAGAGUGCGAGGACCCCAAACUCCUGCCCUACAGGUCUGCAGAGCUGAGAACACCUAAGCCAAUUGAUCCCUCUAGGACUGACCCCACUGUGCUCCUGUUCGUGGAAAGCCAGUACUCCCAGCUGGGGCAAGACAUCAUAGCCAUCCUCGAGUCCAGCAAGUUUCAGUACCACAUGGUCAUUGCACCAGCCAAGGGGGACAUUCCCCCUCUCACAGACAACGGGAGAGGGAAGUACACGAUUGUUAUAUAUGAGAAUAUUUUAAAGUAUGUGUCCAUGGACUCAUGGAAUAGAGAGCUUCUGGAAAAAUACUGUGUGGAAUACAGUGUUAGCAUAAUUGGUUUUCAUAAAGCCAACGAGAACAGCUCCCCCAGCACCAGGCUGAAAGGGCUGCCAUUACAGCUGUACAACAACGUGGCCCUCCAAGACUGCGUGGUGAACCCCCGCUCGCCCCUGCUGCGCAUCACCAAAGCGCCCAGGGUGGAGCAGGGCCCACUGCCCGGCGAGGACUGGACGGUGUUCCAGUUCAACCACUCCACCUUCCAGCCCGUGCUGCUGAGCGAGCUGCAGCCCAACAGGCCCACCCCCGCCGCACUGCCCAGGGCUGCUCUCUAUGCCACCGUCGUCCAGGACCUGGGCCUGCACGACGGCAUCCAGAGAGUCCUCUUUGGGAACAACCUGGCCUUCUGGCUCCACAAGCUCAUCUUCCUCGACGCCAUCUCCUUCCUGUCGGGGAAGAAGCUGACACUGUCCUUGGAGAGGUACAUUCUGGUUGACAUCGACGACAUCUUUGUCGGGAAGGAGGGGACCAGGAUGAACGUCAACGAUGUGAAGGCUUUACUAGAGACUCAAAAUUUACUGCGCACUCAGGUUGCAAAUUUUACCUUCAACCUUGGAUUUUCAGGAAAAUUUUACCACACAGGGACUGAGGAGGAGGAUGAGGGCGAUGACCUGCUGCUGAGAUCUGUGGAUGAGUUCUGGUGGUUUCCCCAUAUGUGGAGUCACAUGCAGCCACACCUCUUCCACAAUGAGUCCUCACUGGUGGAGCAGAUGAUCCUCAACAAAGAGUUUGCAAUGGAGCACAGCAUCCCCACGGGCAUGGGCUACGCGGUGGCCCCGCACCACUCCGGCGUGUACCCGGUGCACGUGCAGCUCUACGAGGCCUGGAAGAAGGUGUGGCACAUCCGUGUGACCAGCACAGAGGAGUACCCACACCUGAAGCCUGCACGGUACAGACGGGGCUUCAUCCACAAUGGCAUCAUGGUGCUCCCUCGACAGACCUGUGGCCUUUUCACUCACACUAUUUUUUACAAGGAAUAUCCUGGUGGUCCUCAGGAGCUGGACAAAAGUAUCCGAGGAGGUGAACUGUUCCUCACCAUUCUCCUGAACCCCAUCAGCAUCUUCAUGACCCACCUGUCCAACUACGGGAACGACCGCCUGGGCCUCUACACCUUUGCCAACCUUGCCAGCUUUGUCAAGAGCUGCACAAACCUGAGGCUGCAGACGCUGCCCCCCGUGCAGCUGGCUCAGAAGUACUUCCAGCUCUUCCCCGAGCAGACAGACCCCCUCUGGCAGAACCCGUGUGACGAUAAGCGACACAGGGAUAUUUGGUCCAGAGACAAAACGUGCGACCACCUGCCCAAAUUCCUGGUGAUAGGACCCCAGAAAACAGGAACAACAGCCCUUUAUCUAUUCCUUCUGAUGCAUCCUUCCAUUAUCAGCAAUCUCCCCAGUCCAAAAACUUUUGAGGAAGUUCAAUUCUUCAGCGGCAACAACUACCACAAGGGAAUUGACUGGUACAUGGAAUUCUUCCCCACUCCUUCCAACGCCAGCACCGACCUCCUGUUUGAGAAAAGUGCCAACUAUUUCCACUCUGAGGAAGCUCCCAGGAGAGCUGCUUCCCUCAUCCCCAAGGCCAAGAUCAUCACCAUCCUCAUCGACCCGUCCGACCGCGCAUACUCCUGGUACCAGCACCAGCGCUCGCACGAGGACCCCGCCGCGCUGAGGUUCAGCUUUUUGGAGGCGAUCAGCUGCGGGCCGCGGGCGCCGCCGGAGCUGCGGGCGCUGCAGCGGCGCUGCCUGGCGCCCGGCUGCUACGCGCGGCACAUCCACCGCUGGCUCUCGCACUUCCCGCCCGCACAGUUGCUCAUUAUCGAUGGACAGCAGCUGAGAAGUGACCCUGCUACUGUGAUGGAUGAAGUGCAGAAGUUUCUGGGAGUCUCUUCUCACUACAAUUACUCUGAAGCCCUAACGUUUGACCCUCAGAAAGGCUUCUGGUGCCAGUUAUUGGAAGGAGGGAAAACAAAGUGCCUGGGGAAAAGCAAAGGUCGGAAAUACCCACCAAUGGACCAAGAGUCCCGAGCGUUCCUGUCGAGCUACUACCGGGAGCACAACGUGGAGCUGUCCAAGCUGCUGCACCGCCUGGGCCAGCCGCUGCCCUCCUGGCUGCGGCAGGAGCUGCAGAAGCUCAGGUAGCCCGGGGCGACCCGGCCAGGCGCCCUGCUGCCCGCUCAGACCGCCCGCUGCCCCGGCACCGUCAGGACAGGACCUCACGGACCCCGCGAAACCACACAAACCACAGGAGAACCAGCAGAGAAGCCCCAAACCCGCAAGUGCUGGCAUGCCCGUGCUGCCGGCGGAGCGGCAUCGAGCCCUUCUGCCGGCUCCCGGGAGAGCGCCCGGCGGCGGCCCUGGAUCCUCCCUGCCCCGGGAAGCGCCGGGAGCUCUGUGCGGGACCGGCGGAGCCGGGCCGGACACGGCAAAGGAUGGGAACGCCGCUCGCCGCACUGGGAGGUUGGUCCUGCGCUGGGCUCUUCCCGCUUUUCUUUUCAAACCCUUUCACGCUGCAGCAGUGCACUGCCCGUGGCCUGGUAUGGAAAGCUGGCUUCUGUCUGCAGAGCAGCGCUGAAGCCUUCAGACACCUUCAGACACCUUCAGACACCUUCAGACACCUUCAGACACCUUCAGACACCGGUUCAUCCUUUUAGUGUGACUGCAAAGGUGUGGACCUGCCCACGGACUCAAUUCGUCCAUCACUCUCCUUUCUAGAAAAGCUGCCAAAAAGAAAUAAGGAUUUGCAAGCGACACAGAUUCUGAAGUGUUCAGUGCUCCAGUGACUGGAUAACUUUUAUAAGACUUAUUAUGAUUUCUGUCGUAUUUCAGAACAAAGAACAUCCUGUUGAUAGAGCUGAGGAAAAACUUCACUGUCUUGCCCAAGCUCUUUUUUUUUUUUUAAUUUUUCUUUCCCCUCCAACGUGACGACAGCAAGUCCAGUUGAACAAAUACUUGGUGUUGAAGCAGAAGGAAUUAAAAUAAAUUUUGAUCACUCAAAGUAUUUUUGUUGGGGGGUGGGGUUGGUGAGGGAGGUCAAGGGCUGUACUUGCUGGAAUUGUUUUAAAUAAUUGAUGUGCACACAGCUGAUUAUCAGUUCUUCUCACUGCCACAGAAUAAACACUUCUGAUGGUGCAUUACAGA